Molecule: messenger RNA, 492 nt
Organism: Mycotypha africana
Lineage: Eukaryota; Fungi; Mucoromycota; Mucoromycetes; Mucorales; Mycotyphaceae
Product: Derlin
Exons: 2
Coding region: 1-492 (163 amino acids)
Biological process (GO): endoplasmic reticulum unfolded protein response
Cellular component (GO): endoplasmic reticulum membrane; Hrd1p ubiquitin ligase ERAD-L complex
Molecular function (GO): misfolded protein binding; ubiquitin-specific protease binding
Source: RefSeq, a predicted model, not a curated record
AUGCCGCCACCACAGACACCACAGCGCAAUGAGAUUCUCGACUGGUAUAAUUCGAUUCCACCCAUAACCAAAGCACUGAUUACGCUCUCACUUGCCACGACCACGUUAUCUGGUUUGGGAUUUGUGCAGCCUUCAACUUUUGUAUUUUAUUGGCCAAAUAUCAGAUAUAAAUUACAGUUAUGGAGAUUGGUGUCAUGCUUUUUCUUCAACAGAUUCAGUCUCGGUUACGCCUUUAAUCUUUAUUUUUUAUAUCGCAAUUCACAGCAGUUAGAAACUGAAGUCUUUCGAAACCAACCUGCCGAUUAUAUAUUUUUUCACUUGUUUACUGCAACUUUGCAACUUAUAACAGCCAUUCCUUUCGACCUUUAUGUUUUAAGUGAUGGUUUAUUACUUUCAAUUGCCUAUCUCUGGGCACAGCAUAACCGAGAUUCGAUAGUGAGUUUUAUGUUUGGCAUCCGUUUCAAGGUAUUGAAAGAAGUUUCGAAAAUAUGA